Molecule: messenger RNA, 1308 nt
Organism: Vittaforma corneae ATCC 50505
Lineage: Eukaryota; Fungi; Microsporidia; Nosematidae
Exons: 1
Coding region: 1-1308 (435 amino acids)
Biological process (GO): pseudouridine synthesis
Molecular function (GO): pseudouridine synthase activity; RNA binding
Source: RefSeq, a predicted model, not a curated record
AUGCAGUUGUCGGUUGGGAUAAAAUACUGCUUUCAUCCAGAAAACAUGGCCAAGACGAUCAAAAUCAAAGAAGAGGUGGAAGAUUUCAUUGUACAGGAGAUUGUGGAAGAUAGAAAGUGCACAAUAGGACCAAUUGUUAAUCUCGAGAAGUUCUACGAGGCUGAAAAGCUGUUCAACACACAACUGGAUGAUAGUCUGGGCAAAGAAGAUAGAAGAAAGCUAUAUGACAUUGCGAGAUACCACCCUUUCAAGAGGAUGUUUACAGACAAUGGGAAAUUGCAUAUUAAGGACGAUUCAACUGAUAUUUUUGUAUUCACUUUAUUAAAGUAUGACUAUAGUGAUCAUUCAGCUCAAAAUCUCUUAUCUAAACGACUUAACAUUCCACUGGCAUGCAUUCAAACAGGAGGAACAAAAGAUAAGCGUGCGAUCACGCUGCAAGAAGUAAGUGUAAAAUGCUCAUUUGAAGCACUGUUCAAUUAUGCGCUUUCAUUGUCUAAAAAUUCAAAAAUAAAGUUUAAAGACCUGGGAUACUGUGCCGAGCUUGAAAAUCUUAAUGCCACAGCAGCCCAUGCUUUUAAUAAUUACAUGAGAAUAGAGACACUGAGUUUUCAAGAAGAAAUAGGCAUUUAUAACAUUAGAAGGGGCAGCUCCAAGAAAUUAGGAGAUCUUUCAGGUAAUUAUUUUACGAUCAAAGUUAGAAAUUUUUUCACUGAUUCGCCAGUCUCAACCAAGUUUUAUAAUUAUUUUGGGCCACAGAGAUUUGGCAAUAAUAGAAACAACCAUAUUAUUGGAGAGAAAAUCCUGAAUGGACAGUAUGAGGAGGCCAUAGAAUUGAUAUUAAAAGAUGACGCUGGCUCCGAAACAAAUCCGGGUACAAUCAAGAAGUUUAUACAAAAUAUGAUCGAAAACUAUAAAAAGCCGAAAUACAUUGUUGAACAUCUUUCUAGACGAUCAUUGAUGAUUUACCUACAUGCCUACCAGAGCUAUAUAUUCAAUAUGAGCAUAAACUCUAGGGUUGAGGCUAAUAAACCCGAUAUGGAGUGUGAUAGAGUUUUGAAAGAUGGAGAAUUCGUAGAUGCAACUGGAAAUGAAAGCCUAGAAGAAGUAUAUAUUCCUCUGAAAAAAAUGAACCACAAGUUAUUAAAGGGAGGGAUGAGAAAGAUGAUCGAAAAAAUCAGCGACUUUGAAAAGUCAGUUGAUGACGAGGGCACAGUGUUUAAAUUUUUCCUACUAAAAUCUUGCUACGCCACUGUAGCCUUGAGAGAAAUUGCUCAAAUCAUUGAGGACGAUUCUAAACAGAACUCAUAA